Messenger RNA from Galleria mellonella (greater wax moth), 8737 nucleotides. RefSeq lists its product as uncharacterized. Lineage: Eukaryota; Metazoa; Arthropoda; Insecta; Lepidoptera; Pyralidae. Gene Ontology annotation, cellular component: extracellular region. The transcript has 17 exons. The coding region runs from base 97 to 7404 and encodes 2435 amino acids. The record is from RefSeq and is a predicted model, not a curated record. Gene Ontology annotation, biological process: carbohydrate metabolic process. Gene Ontology annotation, molecular function: hydrolase activity, acting on carbon-nitrogen (but not peptide) bonds; chitin binding.
CGCACGCGCGCUGAGCUUACGCGCGUACUCAGUGUAUCAUGCUUCGGUGGUGAAGUGUCUGUGCUGUGUUGCAAAGACCGUGUUCUGUGCUACAAUAUGAGGUCGAUUUGCGCCGCGGCGCUGCUCGCACUUGCGGCUAUUACAGAUUGCUUCGGCGCCCAGUCAGAUCGUUCGAGGCAGCGUUCUGGUCCCAUCAGAAGCGUGCCCGUAGCCGCCGAUAUCAAAAGGGACAUAGACUUCGAUUGUCCCGAGGAGUUCGGUUAUUAUCCACAUCCCACCGACUGCACGUUGUACUAUGUAUGCGUGUUUGGCGGCGCUUUGCUUGAGUCUUGCACUGGUGGUCUUAUGUACAGUCAUGAACUCCAAACAUGUGAUUGGCCGCGGAAUGUAGGCUGUGAUGGCACUAGCGCUAUAGGCGCAGAGGACUUGGAGAGAAUCAGCGAGAGGGAGCCACCGGCACCCCCACCACCACCACCACCAAGACGAACCCCACCACCGCCACCACCACCACCACCGAGGGCGCAACCUAAUCCUGUGGUUACGUCCAGAGGGCAACCGAAAUUUAAUCGCGAUGAAUACGAAAAACAACAACAAUUGUAUGCUGAAGUAGACGACUUGCCACCAGUCGAAGAAAUCGAAACUGACAGGCAACAACGAGUGAAUCGAGGACAACCUUCAACUAUAGGGCAGGUUCAGAAAGAUCGCGAUGGUUAUGUUUCUCAGAUUGUUAGUUCGGGAAGAAAUCUUAACUCUAAUAUUAUACCAGCUUCAAUACCUCAAAACAAUGGAAAAAGUGGGUCUUUCUCUUUCGGCACUCAAAUUGAUGACAGAAGAACUGCUGUUGUCACUCAGGCACCACAAACUUAUAGUGAAGACAAAAGUGACAACGUGACUGACUAUCUUCAUGACAGACAAUUAGACAUUGAGACAAAUGAAAUCAAUGUUGACCACGUUACUGAAAAAACAGUUUUAAGAAGAAAAAGAGAUGUGGUAGGUACGAAUUUAGGUUUAAAGGAAGAGAAAAAAAAUGACACGGAAGAUAUCUCCAAAAGAAGUGAUAAUGAUGAAGAAAUAGAAUUUUCUGACAUUGACGUAGAGUCGGACGACGAUGAUAACAAUGAAGACGAUAGCGAAAGGGGGAAAAGGCAAAUACGAUAUUUUAUUAAGAAUGGAUAUAAACCCGCAAAAAAUUGGGGUAUUGGGAAACCAAUAAAGCUUGUAAAUUUACAACAGCAUACAUAUAAUUCAAACUUUCAAAACGAUAGAUUUCCUUUAAAUUUUAAUGAAGGAAGUAAAAGUAAUUCUUAUGCUCCAACACGAAAUCCUUCUGGGGGUAACAUAUAUUUGGCCUCGGAUUCUUAUCCAUUUUAUGAAAUAGAUUCAGAAUCUCAACGUCCUUUUAAGCCAAGUGUACGAGAUCCAAGUACUCAAAAAUAUAUUCACAAUCCAGCAAAUGCGCCUACACAAAUUAUUACUAAAAGUCCACCAAUAUCUACUUUAAAAAAUAGUAAUAAUCCGUUUGCUUCAUUAGCAGGUGGAUUCUAUAAUAACUCUCCCAAAUCUGCAGGAAAUCAAUAUUCGUCGCAAAUUAUUUCAUCAAUAAAUCGUCCAAGUCACCAGGUCGUAUUUCCAGAUUCGUCGCAAUUACCAAGCACUGUAGUAACGGGAAAACCAAUUCUUAUGACUACUCUGUCACCUAAUACUCGAAAUGAACAUAAAGUAAGGCCUACAGAUUCAAUUCAACAAAAUCAAAAAAAUUACAAUGAUCACAGAAAUGGAAAAAAAAUCAAUCAAAAGCAACAGGAUUAUCCUGAUCGAGAUAAUUCUAGUGAAGAAAACGAUUCAAACGAAUCAUCGGAAAAUGAUUCUUCUGAAAGGAAUAAAGACGACGAUGACUUUAAUCAUGAUUUCCCAGAAUUACCUUAUGAAUAUACUCAUCCAAAUCAUAAAUAUGCUGAAAUUGAAAAUCCGUUUGCUAAUCCUAAUUUUGAUUUCGAUGCAUUUUUGACAAAAUUGAGUGGCGGACAGUAUACAACACCUAAAUACAAAAAUGUUCAAAUAGCUGCAUUGAGGGUCACUAAUCGUCCCGUAGAAUCAACUACAGUUUCUAAUUAUAAUUCCGGUUUUCGAUCAUCAACCAUAAAUUAUCAAGGAAUGAGUACACCGCGACCAUUUACUAUUCCUAUAAAUUCCGUUACUAGUGGUAAUCCAAGUAACCCUCAAGAUAUGAAUCAAUGGCCACAAAUACCUCAUUAUAGGCAACAACAAAAUCAUAUAAAACAACAGCAACAUAAUAUUGGACAGCAACAGCAACAAACUUUAAAUCAAAAUAUUUAUAGGAUACCACAACAAUCUGCUGGUGGAACGGUAGAAUCCAUCAGAUCUAAUCAUAUGUCACCAAAUUUUAAAGAUGAACGUCAAUUGCCUGUUAACUACAGUUUCAUUGGAACUGCAGAUGGUAAUUCAAAUCAAGCUUAUAAUAAAACUAAAAUAAAUAGUGAUAAACAAAUUUUCACUGUAACCCAAAAACCGUACUCGAUCGUAACGGUUACCAGUGCACCUAUAAUUUUGUCAACACCAAAACAGCAAUACUUAACAAAACCUGGAAAGAUUGUUAUAGAGCCACAUUUGUUUGCAACUGGAAAACCGUAUUUGUUGUCUACUUCUAAACCACAGAAUCAAAAUACUUAUACUGUUUUUAAGCAUUCAACAGCAAAACCAUUAACGACGUUAGCAAAUGAACAAUUGUCAGCGUUACAAAAUUAUUGGAGAAAUCCUUCUACGGAAUCUCACCUUUUCGUACAAUCGACUCCUAGGCCUAACUCAGUAUCCGAGAUUCCAAUAAGACAGAAUUAUGUAUCACAAACAAAUAUACCUUUAUUAGCACCGAUAAAAGGCCAAAACAUUUUUGCGAAUGUAGCAAAAAAUCCAGUUACUACUACAAUAUUACCUUUUAAGCGUAAACCUAUUCCCAAGCCAUCACCAGAAAUGAAUGAUUAUUACUACGAUGAUGAAGAUGAGCAAUAUUACUAUGAACCUCCUGUAAAAUCUAAGUAUAUGCCGAGUUCUGAGAUUAGACCAAAAAGGCCACAAAUGGCACAAAAUUAUAAAGAAUAUGAUGAUUAUUAUGAAGAAAAUCCUCAAGAAAAACCUGUAAAUAUUAGGCCUUAUCAAACUUCAAGAAUUCCAACAGCUUUUACAACAAAUAAACCAAGUACUAUAAAUAAAAAUCAAAAUGAUGUAUCUGUUGUUACCAAAGCUCCAUUAAAAGACUUUAAUAAAAUUGUAGAUGGAAAGAUUACUGUGCCUGUAAUGAUAAAUUAUGGAGAAACUACUCCAACUAUUUUAACACGUCCAGAAAUAUCUGAUUAUGAAGUGAUUCAUCAAUCUUCUAGGAAUCAAACAACACAUGUGAGAAAACCUACUAUUUUUACUACAACUCCCUUUACGCAGAGGCCUCCCAAAUAUUUGAAUCAAACUACUCUCAGACCCUAUACUGUUAGACACAGAUUAGCUAAACCUACUGCUAUUAAGGAAUCUGUGAUGAUUGUGUCAACUGAACCAACUAGAGGAAAUACACGACACCAGAAUUUAGUGACACAACUAAUGAAGUUCACCACGCCCCGUGAUAACUACAAUCAAGAAACUCGUUAUACUAAGACUAAACAUGACCAUAAAACUAACAGUUUGGAACCAACUGAGAGUGUAGCUCCAAUUUCAUAUUCAGCAAGUCCUAGGCCCAAAAUGCUCUACAAUGGCUCUCAAAACUACAGCCCUGAUCAGUAUGAUCCCUAUUAUGCUGUUUAUGAUGAAGAUGGCGAGUUGUAUAAGGAUACAGACUAUGUGCAGCAAUAUAAUACAGCUUCGCUCCGACCAGCAGUGCAGCAAACAUAUCGAGGCACGCCACCAUCGCGUAGACCAGUCGAGGCCUAUACACCGAGACCGGUGUCCAAUGAUGAUUAUGAUGACGCUCUCAUUCAAGGACAGAUAAAUAACCAGAACCGGUACCAAUCUGCCAUUCGCCAUUCUACAAGGGGCGAAGGUAAUGAAUUGGGCUAUGAUCAUAAUCUGAACAGCGUGAGGACGCCUGCAUAUGAAGCUACAUCUAUUAGCACCACUCCUUCUACUACAACUAGCACAACUACCACUACCACUACUACACAACGCCCAACUACUGCACCGUUCACUGAAGCAAUGACCCCAUCUCGAUAUACCACAAGAUCAUCCACAGAUGAAAAUCCUAUUCGAAAACCAGAAUCCUUAAUAAUUCGAAAUCCUACAAAUGAGUUUUCCACUACUUCACCAGCUCCUACAACCCUGCCUUCUGUUAUAAACUUCUCUUCCCUUGCUAAACCUUUUGAGAAGACUGACAAUGUGUACAGGUUAAGAGAGACGAUAUCUUCCACAGAAAGACUGCCAAUUUCAAAACAUUUUAGUGUGACUAACAGUAGUAAUAAUGUAAAUGUAAAUGGUGUUCAAUCUGAGAAUGAGAGGGCUAAGAAAAAGGUCUUGUCACUAACAACAGGUUUUUCAAUAAGGCGAAAUUCGAAUAAUACUAAUAAUCCUUAUACGUUGACAGUAUUAACUAGACCAUAUGAUGAGUAUAAUAAAUCGAGACGUACCUCUUUAGAACUAAAUAAAAAUAAAGAAGCGCAUUUAAGUAGAUUUUAUUACAAAAGUGAUAUUGACAAUGAGAAAAAACCACUUGAAUCAGAAGCAAGAUCAUUAGAUACAGAUGACAAGGUGACUGAGAUAAUAAUGCAACGUAAAAAUGAUGGUAGCUCAGAAUUCAUAAGUGAUGAGGAUGAUAUACCGAUAUACAUUAGACCUAUUCGUAUAAAAAGUGCCGCAAAUCCUGUAAUCUCUACUACGCUACCUAAGGAAACAACUAAAUACUACAUAAAAACGACAAACCGACGACCAAUAUUUUUGCCUAUAAAUAAAAAUCAAAACAAGGACUCAUCUGAAAAUAAUAUCAAUAAAGCAUUACUUACAGAUUUUGUUGCUGAAAAUUUACAAUCGAAAAAGUCUACUGAUAUAUCCUCUAAUUCAAAUAUACCUAUUCACUCUAAAGAAAAAUCAUCUAAUCCCAUUAUAUCGCCAUACAAAACACUAGAUAAUUUAAGAAUACAUUAUAACCCAAAAAAUGAUUUGACUCCAAGUCUUUCUACUACUAGUACUACAUUUAGUACACCUACUACAGUUUCGAGUACAAAUAAACCAUCUUAUUAUAGUUAUCGGGUAAUAGAUGAAAAUAUAUCUGAUCAAACGACAGAAGUAUUUAGUGGUAAAGUAAGAAAUGUUAUUAAAGCUUUCUUUAAUAAUUUGGUAAGUACUUCUACGCCAAAACUCGAAUAUGAUAGUUCUAGUACGGUAACUAUAACUCCAAAUACAGUAACAGAAGGAGUGAUUAAUAUAGGCCAUCAAAGAAAUCCCUUAAAAUAUAUUGAUGAUAAAAUUUUAAAUAAUAAUGUAAAACAUUUAAAAAUUGUAACGGAACCAACUGUUAGCAAAAUUAUUUCUCCUAAUAGUGAAGUAGCAAAUUAUACAGAAAAUGUUAGUCGUGAUAGUAAUUACAUAUUAUCAACAUUAAAAACUCCAUUACUAAUUACUAAUAAGCCUACAGUGGCAAUAAUGGUAGACAGUUCAACUACUGAUGAGUCAAGAUUUAUUCCAAGUAGGCAAGCACAUGAAUCGAAAUUUAAAGAACUAAUUGUUAAUAAACGGCCAGAAGUCGAAACCUCACAUAAAUUUCAGAAAAUAAUAAUAACAGAAAAGUCUAUAGAAAGUGGUAAUCAUGAUGCUUUUGUUGAACCGACUGUGCCUACAAAUUCUGGUAUUGAAUCUACAAGUAAAAUGUUGAAAGACAUUGCCUCCACUACAAGUACAACUAAAUCGACUUCGACUAUGAAAGUUGACUCAUUGACUACAACUAAAAGCUUAUCCUUUCCGACACGAGCCUCACGAGUCAAUCCCGCCAUAAAGUUAGCUGCGACAAACCCUGGAGGUGGGCGCAGGAGUUACCAAUCAACGACCAAAUGUUCAUCAGACAACAGUCUGCAAGCGAAUCCAAAAUGCAACGAAAUCAAAUAUCAGAGGCCUAGCAGCACUCGUGGUCGCGGCUCAGCUCACUACUCCACUGGGUCUGACGGAUCUCAACCAGCUCCAAACCGAGGAACACCCCCAACUCGCAGUCGACCGACGCUCAAACCAUCUACGGCCAUCGUAUCAAAGAGCUCAGAAUUCGUGGAUAUCUAUCUUCAUCCACCAAGUAGACCGGCACCGGUCUAUCCUCAACCAACGCCUGACAAGACGGCAGCUAAAUGUAGGAAAGAUGUUUGUUUGCUGCCCGAUUGCUAUUGUGGUGGAAAAGACAUUCCAGGCGACAUGCCCGUGGAGACUGUACCACAAAUUGUUCUUCUAACAUUUGACGACUCUGUGAAUGACCUGAACAAGGGUCUAUAUAGUGACUUGUUUGAGAAAGGCCGUGUGAAUCCAAACGGUUGUCCAAUCACCGCUACAUUUUAUGUUUCCCAUGAGUGGACGGAUUAUAGUCAAGUACAAAAUUUGUACGCUGCUGGACACGAGAUGGCUUCACACACGAUUUCCCAUAGUUUUGGAGAACAAUUCUCCCAAAAGAAAUGGAAUAGGGAAGUGGGUGGUCAGCGAGAAAUUUUGGCGGCUUAUGGUGGUGUAAAAUUAGAGGAUGUGAGAGGCAUGAGAGCACCUUUCCUUUCGGUUGGUGGCAACAAAAUGUUUAAAAUGUUAUAUGACUCGAAUUUCACUUACGACUCCUCUAUGCCUGUUUAUGAAAACAGACCACCUAGCUGGCCAUAUACUCUGGAUUAUAAAUUAUUCCAUGACUGUAUGAUUCCACCUUGCCCGACAAAAUCAUAUCCAGGUGUCUGGGAAGUUCCUAUGGUGAUGUGGCAAGAUUUGAAUGGUGGGCGAUGUUCUAUGGGUGAUGCAUGCGCUAAUCCUCCUGAUGCAGAAGGCGUUUAUAAAAUGAUAUUAAAGAACUUUGAUAGACACUACACAACAAAUAGGGCUCCAUUUGGUUUGUUCUACCAUGCUGCUUGGUUCACUCAGCCUCACCAUAAAGAAGGUUUUAUUAUGUUCCUCGAUUUCAUUAAUCAAAUGCAAGAUGUUUGGAUUAUUACCAAUUGGCAAGCGCUGCAAUGGGUGAGGGACCCUACACCGAUAUCUAGACUCAAUAACUUCCAACCAUUCCAGUGUAACUAUCAGGAUCGGCCGAAGAAAUGCAACAACCCCAAAGUCUGCAACCUUUGGCACAAGUCUGGAGUAAGAUAUAUGAGAACUUGUCAACCAUGUCCUGAGAUCUACCCUUGGACCGGCAAAACUGGCAUUAGAUCUUCACGUAUUGAUAACGAUAAUGGAGAAUAAAUGUAUUUGAAACAAAGUAGAAAAUAUAUUCGCCGUUGGAAAUGAUGAUCCUAUAGAGUAAGAGCCUGAACGACACGGAUCAUUAUAUUGUAAAUUUGUACACAGUAGAAAUUGUUUUGUCACCAAUUACUGAGUGCCAUUUAGAUUUCGAUGGUCACAAAGCAAGAAUUGAUAGUAAAAUGUAAACAAUUUCAUUGGAGUUUGUGAGUUCGGUUAGAAUUAUACAAUUUAUUCUUCAUGUUGUGUUCCAUUGUAUUGGAAACUGUGAUAUUAAGUGUUUUCAAUCAUGUAGUGUGAAGAAUUUAUCAAUAUUAUUAUCAUUCAUUUUAUUUCAUAUAUUUAAUAUCUACUUGUAAAUGUACUUUUUCAGUAAUAUUAUCCUAUUUUGUGUUCGUUUGUAGUUAAUCUAUUUUAAUACUCUUUGAUUAGUAAAAAGACCUUUUUAAUAAUAAGAUUGAAGAUGAAAUUAAAUAACAGAUUUCAGUAUUUUCUCUUUAGUAAUUAGACAACAUUUUAUACCAAGAAUUGUAGUCAUGUCUAAAAACAUUCAAUAAUUUUAACGGAAGCCAUAUUAAAAUUUAGAAAAUAUUUUUUCUAAUCUUGCCAGCUUCGCAGUUGACACUGCCUUUUUACUAUUUGUAAAUAUAGAAUUAGUAUUAGUAUAUAUUUUUUUUUAUAUAAGUUUUUAUAAAUACUAAGAACAAUAAUAUUGUUCUUAGGGUAAAUCAGUAAAUAUGCCUACUACUGUUUUAUGGUAAAUGUAUUUUGAUGGAACGAAGAAAUUACAAGAAAAUUAUAUUGGAGAUUUAAAAUUACCUACAGUAUAGCGUUACCUAGACGUCUGUUCACAUCGUUAACUUAGUGAUGUAGCACAUGUCUAUGUGACUGAAACAUAAUAAUACUUAAUUAUUAUCUAAUUGUCAAAAAAGAAACAAGUAUUUUUUAGUCGUUUUUACUUGUUUAUUAUAAUUAUAUAUUAAUAGUGACUCAAUUGGCAAAACUAUAUAAGUACUAGAUAAGAAAGCUUUGGUAUGCUAUUGCAACUAAAGUAAUUGGAAGCGCUUGCUACGAAUCUAUUUAUCUAAAUAAAGCAUUAUUUAUAAGUCCUAUUAUUGUAAAUAUUAGGUUAAUAUUUAAAAUUGGUAGUUUCAUUUUUUUAUAAUUGGACAUGGUUAUCUCAAAUGACUUCCUGAUUUUAAUGUACAUCGGACUAAGAUAGCACUGUGAGAUUUUCAGAUAAGUUGAGUUUAGACGGCUUUUAAAUUAAACUCUUUUAUGUACAAGAAUUACGAUAUGUGACCAGUGCUAAGAAAUAAAAUAUUAUAAACAUAUA